AGAAUAUAUAUAACUGUGAAAAAUAAUAACAUAAUAAAUUAAAACUUUUUAACUCUUAUUGUAAAUUUGGAUUAAGAGUACAACCGCAUACUCCGAUUAACCCUUUCCGAUAACAGAAAUUAUCGAUUAAUGUGGGAUUGGCUAAAAAUUAUUGACAUAAACAGAUGUUGUUAUUUUGCUGUGGCCAGAAAAUUUCAUUUCAUAAAAAUUACAGAUAAAUUGUAAGAAAAUAUUGCAAAAAUGAGUUCUGGUGUUGUGCGAGCACCUGUGUCACAACUCAUCCACAAUAAAGAAGAGGAUGUUGAGAGUGAAGAGCCAAAAAAGAAAUCGCGUGAAGAUUGGCGUAAAGCCAAAGAGUUAGAAGAAGCGCGUAAAGCAGGUACUGCACCAGCUGCUGUAGAUGAGGAGGGUCGUGAUAUCAAUCCACAUAUACCACAAUACAUUUCCAAUGCACCUUGGUACUAUAAUGCACAAGGACCAACCUUAAAACAUCAGCGGCCCCAAAGAGAGGAUGAGCAGGGCCAACUAGAAAAGCGCGCACCAAAAGGUUUGGACAUCACUAAAUUGGUGACGAAAUUCCGAAAAGGUGCAUGUGAAAAUUGUGGAGCGAUGACACAUAAGAAAAAAGAUUGCUUGGAGCGGCCACGCAAAGUGUUGGCCAAAUAUGCUGAGUCAAUUGUGGUACACGAUGAACAUGUGGUACCAGAUACAGCAGUUAAUUAUGAUGAGAAACGCGAUCGCUGGAGCUCGUAUGAUCCGGCUAAUCACAAGGAAAUCAUUGAAGAAUAUGAAAAGGUUGAGGAAGCCAAGCGCCAAUUAAAAGCAGAAAAGUUGAAAGAAAAUCCUGACGCAGAGUUUUCGGAUGAUAAUGACAACGAAGACAAAUAUGUGGACGAAGUUGACAUGCCUGGUACUAAAGUGGACUCUAAACAACGCAUCACAGUGCGCAAUCUGCGUAUACGUGAGGAUACCGCGAAGUACCUACGCAAUUUGGAUCCCAAUUCAGCUUAUUAUGAUCCCAAAACACGUUCUAUGCGUGAUAAUCCAAAUCCGAGCAUGGCGCCUGAAGAAGUGGAAUUUGCUGGAGAAAACUUUGUUCGCUUUUCAGGCGACACUACAAAACAUGCUACAGCUCAACUGUUCGCUUGGGAAGCGCACGGCAAAGGCGUUGAUGUGCAUUUGCUUGCUGAGCCUACAAAGUUAGAGUUACUGCAAAAGGAGUACGACAAGAAAAAGGAACAGUUCAAAUCUAGUACUAAAGACCACAUUGUGGAAAAAUACGGUGGCGAGGAGCAUUUGAAAGCACCGCCAAAAUCCCUUCUUCUGGCUCAGUCAGAAGAGUAUAUUGAAUACUCACGAAGCGGCAAAGUUAUUAAAGGCGUAGAAAAACCAAAAGCUCGUAGUAUUUACGAAGAGGAUGUUAUGAUCAAUAACCAUACAACAGUCUGGGGAAGUUAUUGGAAUGGUGGUCGAUGGGGGUACAUGUGCUGCAAGUCAUUCAUUAAGAACUCUUAUUGCAUUGGCAUGAAGGAUCCUGAAGCGCAAGCUGAACUCUUAAAUCACGCACCAGACUCCAGCGUACCAGAUACUGCAAUAUCUACUGAAGAGCCAGUUCAAGAGGAACCAGCAGAAUCUGCAUCAUCUUCCUCCUCCUCUUCUUCGUCAUCAUCAUCAUCAUCGUCUUCAUCCUCCUCAUCUUCUUCAGAAGACGAAGAGGAGGUCAAAAAAGCACAAUUAGAAAAUAAAAAGAUAAAGAAAAAAACAAAGAAACGUGAAAAGAAACGAAAGUCUAAAAAUCAAAAGCGAAAAGAGAAGAAAGAAAAGGCAAAGGAAAAAGCUCUACGUGCGAAGCAGAAGGCACAGUUGGAAGCAGCUUUGCGUGACAUACGCGCUAAAUCGGAAGACGAAGACGAUCAUAAUGAUGAACGUAAGCGCGGCUACAAUAGCAAGUAUGACGUUAAGGCGCCCACAGAAGAAGAAAUCGACGAGUGGCAACGCAAGCGACAGCGCUUGGAGGACCCAAUGAUGCAAUUUAUGUCCAAAUAAAACAGUUAAUGCUAUUUUAAAUAA
This is a messenger RNA of Zeugodacus cucurbitae (melon fly), 2070 nucleotides long. RefSeq names its product pre-mRNA-splicing factor Slu7 (gene Slu7). The record is from RefSeq and is a predicted model, not a curated record. The transcript has 5 exons. Bases 241 to 2046 code for a protein of 601 amino acids. NCBI's taxonomy places the organism in Eukaryota, Metazoa, Arthropoda, Insecta, Diptera, Tephritidae. Gene Ontology annotation, biological process: mRNA splicing, via spliceosome. Gene Ontology annotation, cellular component: spliceosomal complex. Gene Ontology annotation, molecular function: pre-mRNA 3'-splice site binding.